ACAAUCAACAAAUUGGAGAAUGAGCUGAGAACCACGAAGAGUGAAAUGGCUCGGUACUUGAAGGAAUACCAAGACCUGCUCAAUGUGAAAAUGGCCCUGGAUAUAGAAAUUGCAGCAUAUAGGAAACUGCUGGAAGGUGAAGAGACCCGACUCAGUUUCACUAGUGUUGGGAGCAUCACCAGUGGCUACACCCAGGCUGCCCCGACUUUUGGCAGGUCUGCCUACAGUGGUCUCCAGUCCAGCUCCUACUUGAUGACAACCCGUUCCUUCCCCACGUACUACUCCAGUCAUGUCCAGGAAGAGCAGAUUGAAAUAGAAGAAACGAUUGAGGCUGCUAAAGCAGGAGAAGCCAAGGCAGCCCCUGCAGAAGAAGGUGAGGAGGAAGAGAAAGAGGAAGGUGAGGAAGAAGCAGGAGGUGAAGAGGCUGAAGAAGAGGAGGAAGGUGCUAAGGAAGAAUCUGAAGAAGCUAAAGAGGGUGAGGAAGAGGAAGGAGAAGGGGAAGAAACAGCAGCUGAAGAAGGAGAGGAGUCUCAGGAAACUGCUGAGGAAACUGGUGAGGAGGAGAAGGAAGAGAAGGAAGAGAAAGAAGAGAAAGAAGCAGCAGGAAAGGAAGAGAGUGAAGUGAAAAAGAAGGCUUGAUUUUUAGGCAGUAUAGCUUUCUCAUCAGAUCAACAGAAUAAAUGAUGAUUGACUGAGCUAAAAUUGCAGUCUCACAUAUUUAAUUCAGUGACCACUGAGGUUUAAAGUUAAUGAUCUAUGAUGUUUCUCUCUGUGCAGAGUAUCAGUAUGCUUGCAGAGCACCCACUGGCUUGCUCCCUGAAUGCCGCAUGGUCUACACGUAUGAAUUCAGGGAUUAUGUCUUUCUUGGGUGAUUCAGAACAUUAAAAUUUAAAAUGGGGGGAAAAAAAAAUAAGUCAUGGGAAUGAAAGUUAUCUUUAACUUGCAUUUAAAAUAAUUAUGGAAACCUUGGGUGGGUAAAAUAACGGAGGCUUCAAUAAGUAUGUGCAAUAAAGCUAGUCAAUAAAGUUACAGAAAUGCUUACACAGA
Messenger RNA from Cariama cristata (Red-legged seriema), 1047 nucleotides. Its product is annotated as neurofilament light polypeptide-like. Gene Ontology annotation, biological process: neurofilament bundle assembly. Gene Ontology annotation, cellular component: cytoplasm; postsynaptic intermediate filament cytoskeleton; axon. The record is from RefSeq and is a predicted model, not a curated record. Gene Ontology annotation, molecular function: structural constituent of postsynaptic intermediate filament cytoskeleton. NCBI's taxonomy places the organism in Eukaryota, Metazoa, Chordata, Aves, Cariamiformes, Cariamidae. The transcript is spliced from 3 exons. The coding region runs from base 46 to 639 and encodes 197 amino acids.